UCAGCGAGAGGCGAGAGACAGCAUCCAGCAAAACCCAUCAGCCAGCAUCCGCGCGAGCUGUUCGAAUUUGCGAAAAACGUUUGUAAAAUAAUUAAUUAACUGCAAUUAGCGCCCUAUAACUUCCUCAUAUUUGUAUGUGCAAUAAGUUUAAAGUGCUGUUGUAAGAAAUCCGUGUCGAGAAAGUGCUAGAUUUUGUUGUACGACGCGGAACCAAAGCGGAAAAAGGGUUCUGCGUUUUGUUUGUUUUCAUCGAUUAUUGAUCUCAUUUUUUUCGCUGUAGGUUAAUCCCCGGGUGGGGCGGCAGCUUUCCAAUGUCUAAGAUGACCAAAAAUAAAUUAAAUCUAACCCUGCCGCCGGGUUCGGUGGAUGUUCCGGCAGGGCAGCAAACCACACCGACUCCGUCGUUUAGGACGCCCUCCGGGACCGAGUACGUAAUCGGGAAGCAUAACUUGCUGGGCAAGGCCAAGAACAGUAUCGAUGCACUGACUGAAACGUUGGAGGAGCUCGAGAUAGACGAGAAUGCCCGUAAACGGAUCAAGGUGUUCCUGAGUCAGAAAGAGAAAAUCGGAGAACUGAGCGACGAGGAUCUGGAGAAGCUGGGAGAGCUUGGUUCCGGCAAUGGAGGCGUUGUGAUGAAGGUUCGACACAUUCCCACCCAAUUGAUCAUGGCCCGGAAGUUGAUCCAUCUGGAGGUCAAACCGGCCAUCAAGAAGCAGAUCAUUCGGGAGCUAAAGGUGCUGCACGACUGUAACUUCCCGCACAUAGUAGGCUUCUAUGGGGCAUUCUACAGUGAUGGAGAAAUCAGUAUUUGCAUGGAGUACAUGGAUGGGGGUUCGUUGGAUUUAAUCCUGAAACGGGCGGGUCGAAUCCCGGAACCGAUUUUAGCCAAGAUUACGAGCGCUGUCCUGAAAGGGUUGAGUUAUUUGCGCGAUAAGCAUGCAAUCAUGCAUCGGGACGUGAAACCAAGCAAUAUUUUGGUGAACAGCAGCGGAGAGAUUAAGAUUUGUGAUUUUGGAGUGUCCGGACAGUUGAUCGAUUCGAUGGCCAACUCGUUUGUUGGAACUCGGAGCUACAUGUCGCCGGAACGCCUUCAGGGCACUCACUACUCGGUCCAGUCAGACAUCUGGUCCCUGGGACUGUCUCUAGUUGAGAUGGCCAUCGGUAUGUACCCGAUUCCCCCGCCGGAUGCUCGCAUGUUGGACCAGAUCUUCCAGGAUCGUGGUGGCGACGAUAGUUCACCGGGACAAAACAUAAUCGAACCGAAACCGAUGGCCAUCUUCGAGCUACUCGAUUACAUCGUCAACGAACCUCCGCCGAAACUGGAGCACAGUUCCUUCACCGAUCGGUUCAAAGAUUUCAUCGAUAAAUGUUUGAAAAAGAACCCCGAGGAGCGGGCCGAUCUAAAGACGUUAAUGAACCACGACUGGAUCAAAAACAUUGAACAGGAGCACGUCGACAUUGCCGGGUGGGUUUGUAAAACGAUGGAUCUGCUUCCGUCCACGCCGAAGCGGAAUGCAUCACCCAACUAGAUCGACCGUGAGGCCGUUCAGAGCGCAUUUCCUUAAUCUCUUGAAUCCAAUUUGUAUAUGUGUGUAUUCGCCGGAUCGCUGUUGGUCGUAAUUGUGUGGAAGCAACUUCCCGAACCAGCUAUCAAAAACAAAAACGUGAAACAACAAAAGUCUAUUCUCGUAUUACAUGAUAUAGUACAUAUACGGUGUGUAAAAGAUCGUUACAAUCAAUCAGGACAGCGCGCACGUCUCUCGUGUUUCCGUAUCCUUACCUUUUGCGCCUAGCUUUUAAGUUGAGCCUUUUGUUUCGUUACUGUAAAAAUUCAAAAGUUUCUCACAAAAGUUUAUUUUAUAAAUUUUUUUUGUUCCAAUUCGUAUUCGUUGCUCCAAUUUGUGAUUUUUCUCUCGAGGAUGGUUUGAUUUCUAAUACUCAGUCAUAAUUUUUGUUGCAUUAUUUUUUUUUAAAUGAAAGCUCGAGGUACCCCUUAUUUCUUAGGAUCAUUUUUUAUCAUUCGCACCAGCCAAAAAUUUUAAACUACUCAUGCAAGAAAAAGAAGAAGAAAAAACAACUCUGUAACUGAAUGUCAGUGUUAUAUUCCUUAUCCUCAGAAAUAUUUGAAUAAACAAAAAUUUUCAAGACCCAAACCAAAAA
Molecule: messenger RNA, 2160 nt
Organism: Uranotaenia lowii
Lineage: Eukaryota; Metazoa; Arthropoda; Insecta; Diptera; Culicidae
Product: dual specificity mitogen-activated protein kinase kinase dSOR1-like
Exons: 4
Coding region: 312-1529 (405 amino acids)
Biological process (GO): protein phosphorylation
Molecular function (GO): protein kinase activity; ATP binding
Source: RefSeq, a predicted model, not a curated record